Asterias rubens (European starfish) is the source of this 2194-nucleotide messenger RNA. Its product is annotated as gem-associated protein 2-like. Lineage: Eukaryota; Metazoa; Echinodermata; Asteroidea; Forcipulatida; Asteriidae. Bases 411 to 1238 code for a protein of 275 amino acids. The record is from RefSeq and is a predicted model, not a curated record. Gene Ontology annotation, biological process: spliceosomal complex assembly; spliceosomal snRNP assembly. The transcript has 7 exons. Gene Ontology annotation, cellular component: nucleus; SMN complex; spliceosomal complex.
UGUAGCCCCAUAAAUCGGGAGUGGAUUGGACCGAUUUAUGGGGCUAGGUUCUUUGUUAUGGUUCCGAUGUCCUCCAUGUUCGAUCGACCUCGUUCCCCUUCUCCGUGUUCAGUUUAAUAUAGUAUUCUGUCGAUGACGAUACUUACAUCAAAAUACAAGGACUUUUGUCGUUUUGUUGGUUGAGGCUUGACGCCUUGCUUGCUUGAGCAUGUUCAUGAUGUUGGAACUCAACCUCAACAUCUGAGAUCGCCGUUCGGUAAAAAGCGCAUGCAUUUAUGAUUUGUUGUCAAUGUGACCAUGCCCAUGGAGUUUGUGCUGCUACAUCGUUGAAGUUCCUACAAGUUUACAUGAUAAACUCAACGAUACAUGUAGAUUCUUUCAACAUUUGACCAGAUAAACCAGUGGAAAAUAUGGACGAUAUCUGUCGACCAGCACUGUUUGUCAGUUCGCUGCAUGAGUCAGAGGAAAAUCAUGUAGACACCUCCCGACCACCAACAUCAGCUCACGAAUAUCUGCGUAGAGUCAGAAUGGAAGCCCAGAGCUGCCCAAGUACAGUUGUUGCUGAUGUUGAUCGCGAUGUAUUUAAGGGAAAACAAACCAUCAUGUUUUCCAAUUCCACAGGAUUCAGUCCUGCCCCCUCUGGCUACGCACCAAGCUUACAGUGGCAACGGAACCAGGCAGCUUCAUUCUCGGAGCUCAGACAGAAACUUGGACGUCAUCGAGCAAAAGUAGCUACACAACCCCGGAGCAGUAGACCCACACUGCCCAAACUGAGUGAAGAGAAAACAUGGUGCAUUCUUUGUUUUGGAGAGGAGUUCUGGAGGCGGUUAGUGACUCAGAGGGGAGUGAAAUCAAGCUCAGACUCUUUAGACAGCAAUGGGGAUGGAAGGUUGUCAGGGGAAGGUACUGUCCAACCCAGUGGAUUACCACCUCUCUUAAGCAUUGUAUCCGCUAUGGAACAGCCGACUGUUUAUCAACUCCUUGAGUACCACAUCGAGUGGUUGAACUGUCUUGGUUUCAGCAUCUCCCAGGGAUGUUGGCUCUUUGCUCUCCUUGCAUGCUUGGAGAAACCUCUCCUCCCGGACGCCGCAUCCAUGCUGCGGACCCUGGCCAGACACUGCUCAGCCCUGCGUGCAUCACUGGAGUCUGCGGAAGACCAAAGGUUGGCGCCUCUCAACGUACUGAUCUGUCUAGUUGCAAGGUAUUUUGAUCAAUCAGACUUGGCCGACAAUGGAUGAUGAAAGUCCAGAUGAUGUGCAGAGGAGUAUAUUACUUCAUUUGUGUACAGAACAUUUUUAUGUGAGCUUGGAAUAAGGACCGCCAUCCUUGAUGGUUAUUACCCCCAGUCACUGGGCCUUUUAUUUUGUUCCUUAAACCAUCACAGGUCCCUGGGGAGUAUACAGCCUGUGCUGUUAAGUAUGUAUUACACCAAGCUAAAUCAAUCACAAGAACCAUCUCUACACUGAACGAUUCCCAUUUACUGCCGCUAUAUCGUUUAGGACAGAAGUUUCAUGUCCUGGAGUGGAACCCACACCCUGGUGACUUUGCCACCAUAAGUUGAUUUUGUCGCACUAGACUAGUUUGUCAUGACACGGAUUACCCUAAAGACCCUCAAAAGCUGUACUGAGCAUCUCUACCCAUUUACACUGAAACCUUUAAGGAAUCUUGUUUGGUGGUUUGACUGGCCGAGGACGACCCAAGCUUAAAUUUUGUUCGGACAUUGCUUAUAUAGCAGAACAAAGAAAGGUCCUCCAAAAAAUAUGAUACUAUGUGAUCCAAACAGGUAGUUGCAACUGUUUAUUUUUGGAAGCCGUGACAUUUGACACUACAGGUGGUCACACUAGUUGCCAAGGUUACAUAGUCUAGUAUAACACAAAUCAUUAUUAAUGAUUGAACACACGUAAAAGGAAAUGCAGCUGACAGGGAUGAGGAUGGGCAAGAUUCUUUAUUUUCCCCGUCUUCAAAGCAGGAUUCAGUACCAGAAAAUCAGAUGAAAGUUAGGAGGUGUAAUUUGUUUUAACGAGUUGGAGAACUCUUGUUAGAGGGACUUUAGGAAGAAGAAAAAGUUGUACUUAUGACUUAUGUCUCAUAAGUAUGACUUGGUACAAGUCAUAAUAAGAGACUUUGGAACACUAGGUGGCAGCAGACUUACUGGGUAAAUGUCUGUUGUUUAUGUAGUUCUGAGCAUGGACAU